Messenger RNA from Polypterus senegalus (gray bichir), 4231 nucleotides. Its product is annotated as ICOS ligand-like. The transcript is spliced from 5 exons. Bases 107 to 619 code for a protein of 170 amino acids. Lineage: Eukaryota; Metazoa; Chordata; Cladistia; Polypteriformes; Polypteridae. The record is from RefSeq and is a predicted model, not a curated record.
GGUGCUGUGGAUUUGCAAGUGGAUGCUUCUUACAAGCUUUGACGCUUCGCUUCAAAAGGUCGACACGCUCGGAUUUUUCUUUUCUUUUGGUGUGUAAAUUCUAAAAAUGGUCACACUGGCACUUCACAGAUUGGGAUUUUUCUUUAUAUUGUUUUUGCCCAGUGAAUGCAGAGAAGACCGUGUCCAAAUUGGGAGUGGAGAAAAUGCCUUGCUAAAGUGCAUUCAUCGUCAGGAGGUGGAUUUACAGAAACUUGUUGUAUCAUGGCGUACUUCAACAGACCUCCCCAUUUAUAGGUACAGCAAUGGAAAAGAAGAAGCAGUAGACAGGAGAGCUAAACUUUCUACAGAUGACAUGAAACAAGGAAAUUUUUCUCUGACCCUUUCCAAUGUCACACCUGAGGAUUCUGGCCUCUAUGAAUGCUACGUGCGAAUAUCAAAUAAACAGAAGGGCGUCCAAAGCGUCAAUCUUUUGGUGGUUGAUUCAGUUAAACCAAAACCUUCAGAUGGAUCUUCAGCACAAAGCAGAACUGAGGACCUAAACAAUGGUGGGAUGACCCAUGUAAUGACUAUCACCUUGAUAUUUCCUGUAUUGCUUCUUAGUUGUCUUUCACAUCUAUAAAGAGCUUACUGAGGACUACAUGAAGUAAUUAUUCCACAUUUCAAGAAUGUUCUUGCUAUACAGCGUCUUAUGCUAUUGUGAAAUUCCUUGUAUAUUCUUUAAACCUGUUGACCUGCUCCAUACAUGGAAACAUGGCUGACCUGUUGCUUCAUGAACUCUAUGACAAGCCGUCUAGUUUUUUUUUUUUUCUGGCACAUCUCUGUUAACUGUCAUAUCAUCACUUGUGGUCUGGCCUAUGAUGGUUCAUGUCAUUGGCAAGUAUAAUGAUGGAGUUGGCAUUGCAACUGAGCACAGAGACACAUUGGGAGUCUCAGCACACUGCCCUGUGGGGAACCUGAUUUGAGGAUCUGCGUGGAGAAACUGGCAUUGCCAGUUUGCACAUGCUGGGGUCAAGGGCUGUGUGGUAUACCAUUACGGAAGAAGUAUCAAAAAGCAAUUUUUGAAAUGCUAUGGUUACCAGCAUUUUUAUUUUCUGUUCUGUUCUCACUCAGUUGUUUAUUAGUGAUCGGAACUCCAAACGAGAUCCACAUGUCUCCACCCCGCUCUUCUGCAAAAAUGUAUUAUGUAUAUUACAUUUAGCCUAAAUCACCAAGAAGAAGCUGCUGUUUGAAAGCAUAUUUUUAUAUAAAUGUGCUGGACACUCCAAAGAGUGACCACUCUCCUGUUAAUGAUUUGUGGCUUGCUGUAGGAAGGCCCACUUUUCCAGGAUGGGUGAAUGAAAUAGCUGUGAGAUGUGGUGGAUGGGAAGGUUGUCCAUUAUUUGCUUCCAAACCAUUUUGAUACUUUGUACAUGGGUCCAACAGUUGGCAUUGAUACCAAAAUCAAAAUUUUGGUACCGAUCCCUCAUUGCUGGGGUCUGCCAGCUAGUGAAUCCAAAAUCCAGUUGUCUAGGGUAGCACUAAGUUCCAGAUCUUGGCCUAACAGUGUCAGAUGGUCAGCUAUAGUCAAUAAACAAGACUCUGGCACAGCACUUCUCUUAUGUGACAGCGUGCUUUACAGUUUUCCUCCCAUAUAAAUGCAUGUCUGUCAUUGAUAGCAUCGCCAUUUUGAGUCCACAUCACUCCAAGUGAAUGUGAUGAUGUCUAAGACACCAUGCAGAUAAUCAUGUGACGCAACAGAAAUUGUAUUUGUCCUGCAGCCUGGAAAAAUGUGCAUCUCAGAUGAGGCCAAAGUGACCAAAGAAGUGGACAGUAAGUGAACAGGACACUCUUCAUGCCACCUUGUAGACUUUAAUGAUGAUAAUCUGGCCAUAAUAUAUGUACUGUAUGGUUGCUUGGAUCCACGUGAGUGAAGCAGACUGAUAGGCUUUAUAGGCUGAGUUGAAUUGUCAGUGUGGCCCUGCUUGUAUUACCGAUUUGUCCAUAACAGGGCCAUCUCUGCCUUCUGAAGCGCACGCUACAUGUAUUCAUUUAUGUCUCAGUGUUAGCCUGAUGCACUUGCUAUAACACUUUGAUUGAGCACUACUGCAUUUUUAAAUUCAAAUGUGUUGUCACCUGCACCAUGUACAGUGCAGUUUGUAUUUGUUAACAUGCAACAUACUACAAACAGUCUUUACCUCAUCUAAGUCUAUUUACCAUCUUGUCUUCACCACCACCCAUUGCCGCCUCCUUAUCUUCUCCGGCCCUGCCGUUGCUUUAAUAUGUGUAGAAAUGUUGAUAAGAAUAUCACACAAACCAAACAUGCAGACACUCUUACUUUUCUAAAUGAACUUUGUCGUUGGGUCAAUGAAGGAAAAAAAUAAAAAGGUUGGGGAGGUGUUCCAAAAUUCUUCAUGUGACCCCAGCCCCCCUUAGUGAUUAGCAAAGUCAGGAAAGCUAUUCCAUUAUAAGCUAAGGCCUUGGCGUGAAACAGUCAGCAGAAGCUCUGAGAGCUGUUAGGUGGAGCAGAGUGUCUGAUCCGAGGCAUUAGCUCAUUCAUGCCAGCCUUAGUUAUGAGGAAGAGUGACAUUUAAUUUUAUUCCUGUAAAAUGUUACUGUUGUCUUAAGGUAUUCCAGAAUGGAAAAUCCAUUCAGGCAAUUUCCAAGAUAAAUUUAUAAGGUAUGCCACCUUGAAUGAUGCUUUAUUGUAUUUUUUUUUUAAGAGCAAAGUGACUAUUUUAAUAUCAAACAACAUUUUUGUUAAUACUAUGGCACUUUUAUUUAUAAAUAUUUAAGUUUUGUGGCAGUAUUUAUUUACAGUAAAUGUAUCAUCAUAUACUAUAUGGCUAAAAGUUUGUGUGCAUCUGACCAUCACACCUCUGUGAGCUUGUUGGACAUUGUCAUUCCAAAACCGUGGGCACUAGUAUGGAGUUGGCUCCACCUUUGUGGCCAUAAUAGCCUCCACUCUCCUUUCCAUAAGAUUGUAGAGUGUGAGUGUGGGAAGCUUUUCCCAUUUUGUGGGGUCAAGUACUCAGGCUCUGCUUAGACCACUUGAGUUCCUCCAUAUCUUUGUGGAGCACAGGAGCAUAUUGGAAUACAAAGGGUCCUUCACCAAACCAAAGUGCACAACUGUCUAAAAUGUCCACUGUAGUAUUGACAGGACUCGGCACUGGGACCAAGGGGCUGAGCCCAAGCCUGCCAUUAUCUGUCCUCCACCAAACUGUAGAGUAUGCACUAUGAAGGCAGCCUUCUCCUGGCAUCUGCCAAACCCAUAUUCACCCAUCAGUCAGUGAAACGUGAUUCAUCACUUUUGAUAACACAUUUGCACUACUCCAGGAUCCAGUGGCGGCAUGCUUUUAUACCACUGCAGCCGACCCUUGACAUUGUACGUAGCAAUUUUAGGGUCAGCCAUGAAAAUCCGUUUCAUGAAACUCCUCAUGCCCCAUUCUUGUGUUGAUAUCGAGGCUCUUUGGCAUUCUGUUGUGAGUGAUGUCCAAGAGAAGAUGCCAUUUUUGCACUCUUCAUCACUCAGUUGUCUCCGCUCUGUAAGUUUUCAUGGUCUAUUACUUCCUACAAGAGAUAUUGUCACUCCUCAAUCCUUCUACUUCACCAUAAUAGCAUUCACAGUUGACCAGGGCAGAUCUAGCAGAGCAUAAAUUUCACGUCUUAACUUGUGGCAAUGUUGGCACUGAGCUCUUCAGUCUGUCAGUGGAGGUUGCAUGGCUGUGUGCUUCGUUUGCUUCACCUGUUAACAAUGAAACAUCUGAUCUCAAACUGUUUUGGGUUGGCUGUCCACAGACUUUUGGCCAUGUAUGUUUCUAAGAAUAUAGCGUAACUUUUUGUAUUUGUCUUUGUAUUGUAUUUAACUUUCAGAAUUCCAUCAUUUUUAUAGCAUUCCAGUUUUCUCAUCUUUACAGUGGCUGUGUGUUUAAAUAGAAAUAACAACAACAAAAAAAAAAAGAUUCAAUCCAACACCCUGCUUCUUGUUGAUAAAUGUAUUAACCUGAGUGACCCCGUAGACCCCCAGGACCUCCACAUCACACAUUCUGUACCUUCAGAGUUUCCCUUCACUCUGAAUCAUCCUGUCAGACGAAGCUGUGGGGUCCGUCUAUGAGACAGACGUCCAGAGUCUGUCAGAGCCCCCGCCACAUUGACUACUCUUAAUAGAAGAAUUCUUUGUCAUUGUGCCUCUGUUCACAUAUUGUCAUUGGCAGCCAUUGUUAGAUGGAUUAUAAAUAAAUACAUUUUUAAUUUG